AUGAACCACAUGGAGGAAGAAGCAAAUGCACAAGCUGAAGUUGAAGCAAAGGUCCAAGCCUCCGUGUACUGUGUGGCCGCAGUCCUGUGGACAGCAGCCAAGUUCAGCGUCCCCCGAGACCACAAGCUGGCCCUGCCACGCAGGCUCAAGACCCUCCUCUUGGACAUGGCCAGACGCAGUGCCCAGGAGCGGCCAUGCACAGCUGAGGCCAUCAAGAUGUGCAGCACUUAUCUCCUACAGCGGGGCAUGGACAGCAGAAAGAUUUUAGCUCACCUGAGGGCAUCCACCUAUAAGGUUGACCAGGAGGAAGAGACGAUCAGCCUCCAGAAUGCUCUCUCGGUGGCUGAACUGAACCCCAGCACCCCCAGGCCCAGCUCAGGUUUUGUUCGGGUCGGCGGUGACACCAGGCUGGUGGUGGUGCAGGGGCCUGGGCCCUCUCAACCCCCCUGCCGCGAAGGGGCCACGGUGCUGCCGGCCGCCUUGACCGCCACGGCCACACACUUCCAGCCCGUCGUGCUGGUCCCAGAUGCAGGUGAUGCCAGGGACGGGGAGGGCGAUGGGAAGCAGGCUCCCGAGGCCCAUGGAGCCACCACCAGCCAGAAGAUUCCUGACCGGCCAGUACCUGCUGCUGGACCACAGGGAGCAGCCCCAGAACCGCUCAGGGAGUCAGUGCCGAGAGACACGGCCCAGGGGAUCCCCUGCGUCCCACCCCCUGGCCCGGAGGGGGCUUCACCAGCGAUGCCCGAGUCUUCUACGGCUGCCCCACUCCUGAAGGCACAGGCGCCUCCCAUGGAGCAAGGGCCAGACCAACCAGUCCCACCUGGAACCCCAGCGUCCAGUGCAGCCCACCACGACCCGAGUCACCGAGCCAAGCCACCCAGGAGCGAGGCCACCGAGGGCGCAGGCCGGGAGCCUCGGGGUCCCUCAUCAGCCCCGAGGGACCCCUCCCUGGCCAAGGCGAGUCCAGACAGCCCCAAAGGCACCUCUGUCCCAGAGCAGGAUGGCCUGGCCCCAGACAGUCACCCCGAGCGGCCCCUGCCAGCAGACCACAAGCUCUGUCUGUCCGGUGUGGACGCCUCGGCCCUCCCGAAGAGGACAGCCUGCCCGUCGCUGCAGGAGGCCAUGCGCCUCAUCCAGGAGGAGUUUGCCUUCGACGGCUACUUGGACAACGGGCUGGAGGCUCUGAUCAUGGGGGAAUAUAUUUACGCCUUGAAAGAUCUCACCUACGCCACUUUCUGUGGGGCCAUAUCGGAGAAGUUCUGUGACCUCUACUGGGGGGAGAAGUUGCUGCAGAGUCUUUUCAAAGUGGUGAAUGGGAGGAUGUCCCCCUCCGAGAAUGCUUCGGAGGAGGCUGGGUCACAGCCCGAGGGCAGCACGGCCAGCACUCCAAGUGGCUGCUCACUGUCCAGCAAAAGGCCAUCGCUGCAUGGAGCAGGGAAGGAGAAACUGACCACCGCGCGCGUCAGCCGAGCCCCCUGCCCGUCCCCGGCGCUGUCCGAUGUGGACACGGACGAGCUCUCACGGGGUAACUUUGAGGUGGGAUUCCGGCCUCAGAAGUCGGUCAGAGGCGAGCGGGAACAGCAGCAGGAGGCCGGAGAGCACGGGCAGCAGGGAGGGGGCCCGGGGCCCGAGGCAGUGGCCCGGCUGGCCAGGCCCAAGGAGGGGGCCCCAGCUGCUCACUCAGGCCCGGCCGAGCUCCAGAGCUGCAGCCCCGGCUGGUGCAGCGCCUUCUACGAGGCGGACUGCUUCGGCGCCGACGUCUCCAGCUACGUGAAGGAGCUGGUGAAGCAGAGAGCCGGCGGGGCCACCGACGUGGACGCCCAGAGCCCGCUUACUCGGAGCUGCUAGAUGUUCUCGCCCCAGCAGCUUUCUACCUGCGAUGGCCUCUCCCAGAAGUAGAAAGUGAACGCCCACAAGAGGCAGAAAGCCACAUCACACUCCCCGUCGUGGGACCAGCGAUGGGGCCGCAGCUCAUGACAGCCCACCACACGCACAGGCCUCGUAAGCAGGAGUGGAACAGGUCCUCCACACCCUGGGCUGUCCUGGCGUUGGAGGGUCCUGAGGAUCCUAAUGUUCGUCACUGAGAGGGCCCGUGGACAGUGAGUGCCGUGACGCGGUUUCCGAGGGGGCGGUGGGGAACUAAAACGCUUCCCUGAAAUACGCACCGCACGUUUCCUAGUUGUGUAGGCUGAGGGCCUGGAAGCAGAGACGGCCCGUGCCAGGGUCCUGGUUCCAGGGCCAUCCUCCAGUCAAAGGGACCAGGGCUCCUGGAAGAAAUCAUGGACCCUGGGACUGGGGCAAGGCCGGUGACAGCAAGCCAGAGCCAUCUUGGGCCAGAAAGUGAGGAAAUGAUUAAGAACCCAUGAUGGGGGCGCCUGGGUGGCUCAGUUGGU
This is a messenger RNA of Leptonychotes weddellii (Weddell seal), 2393 nucleotides long. Lineage: Eukaryota; Metazoa; Chordata; Mammalia; Carnivora; Phocidae. The record is from RefSeq and is a predicted model, not a curated record.